Verticillium alfalfae VaMs.102 is the source of this 1848-nucleotide messenger RNA. RefSeq names its product siderophore iron transporter 1. The record is from RefSeq and is a predicted model, not a curated record. Lineage: Eukaryota; Fungi; Ascomycota; Sordariomycetes; Glomerellales; Plectosphaerellaceae. The transcript has a single exon. Gene Ontology annotation, biological process: transmembrane transport; intracellular iron ion homeostasis. Gene Ontology annotation, cellular component: endosome; vacuolar membrane. Gene Ontology annotation, molecular function: siderophore-iron transmembrane transporter activity. The coding region runs from base 1 to 1848 and encodes 615 amino acids.
AUGGCCGACAAAGCGAUGCCCGCGGCGCCUGCGUCGCCCGCGCGCUCCAACUCGAACUCGGGCUCCCACGAGGCCGACGAGAAGGGCAACAUCCAUGCCCAGCCCUCCUUUGACAACAAUGUCCUGGCCUCCGGCCCCGGUGGCGUCGAGCCCCCCAAGAGCCUCGAUGAGAAGUCGUACGGUGUCGCCCGCAUGGAGGCCAUCUCCAGCGUCAUGACCCGCACCGACCGUCUCUUCAUCUUCUUCGGCGUCUUCCUCGUGGCCUACGCCUACGGCCUCGACGGCACACUUCGUUACGCCUACCAGCCUUUCGCGACCGCCUCUUUCCGCACGCACUCUCUGCUCGCCACCGUCAACGUCCUGCGCUCCGUCAUCGCCGCUGCGGCCCAGCCCACGGCCGCUAAGAUUGCCGACGUCUUCGGUCGUGUCGAGCUCGUCUGCCUGUCUGUCUUGUUCUACGUCGUCGGCACCAUUGUCGAGACCGUGUCCAACAAUGUCGAGACGUUCGCGGCCGGCGCCGUCAUCUACCAGAUUGGCUACACCAUGAUCAUGCUGCUCGUCAUGGUCAUCAUUGCCGACAUCACCUCGACCCGCUCGCGUCUUCUCUUCAGCUACAUCCCCGCGACCCCCUUCAUCAUCAACACGUGGGUCAGCGGCGACAUUUCGGAGCCCGUCCUUCUCGGCAGCCUGAGCUGGCGCUGGGGCAUCGGCAUGUGGUGCAUCAUUUACCCCUUUUGCGCCGUGCCCCUCAUCAUCUCGCUCACCAUCGUCGGUCGUCGCGCCCGCCGCAUGGGCCUUCUCGACCAGUACAAGACGUCGUUCCAGAUCCUCGGCUUCAAGGCCGGCAUGGUCGACCUCUUCUGGCGCCUCGACGUCAUCGGCAUCAUCCUGCUGAUCGCCGUCUUCGCCCUGAUCCUCGUGCCGCUGACCAUUGCCGGCGGCUUCGAGUCGCAGUGGACCCAGGCCAAGGUCAUCGCGCCUCUCGUCAUCGGCGUCCUCUGCAUCCCCGCCUUCGUCCUGUGGCAGAUGCGCACCCCGCACCCUCUGGUCCCCUUCCGCCUGAUGCGCGACCGCGGCGUCUGGGGCGCCCUCGGAAUCGCCCUGUUCCUCAACUUUGCCUGGUACAUGCAGGGCAACUACCUGUAUACCGUGCUGAUUGUCGCCUUUGACAUGUCCAUCACGGCUGCGACGCGCAUCACGUCGCUCUACUCCUUCGUCUCGGUCAUCACCGGUUUCAUCCUCGGCUUCAUCGUCUUCAAGGUCCGCCGCCUCAAAGUCUUCAUCGUCGCCGGCACCGUGCUCUUCCUCGUCGCCUUUGGCCUCCUCAUCCACUUCCGCGGCUCGCCCUCGGACGCGCAGUCGUCUGGCGUCAUCGGCGCCCAGGUCCUCCUCGGCAUCGCCGGCGGCAUGUUCCCCUAUCCGGCACAGGCCUCGCUGCAGACGGCUCUGGACCACGAGAACCUCGCCGUCAUGACGGGCCUCUACCUCGCAACCUAUAACAUUGGUUCCGCCUUUGGCAACACCGUGUCCGGCUCCUUCUGGACCCAGCUGCUGCCCUCUGAGCUGAACAAGAGGUUGGCCCAGUUCGGCAACGAGACGCUCGCGCAGACCAUCUAUGCCGACCCUUUCACCGUGCUCACCGAGUACCCCGUCGGCACCCCCGUGCGCACCGAGAUUAUCGCCUCGUACCAGCACAUCCAGCGCCUCCUCUGCAUCACGGGCAUCUGCCUCUGCGUGCCGCUGAUCGCCUUUGCGGCGUGCCUGCGCAACCCCCACCUCAACGACGAGCAGACGCUGGCCGAGGACAAGACGGUUGUGCGCCGGGACGAGGAUGCCAUUGUUCGCUGA